Botrytis sinoallii is the source of this 2079-nucleotide messenger RNA. RefSeq lists its product as uncharacterized. The record is from RefSeq and is a predicted model, not a curated record. Gene Ontology annotation, biological process: tyrosyl-tRNA aminoacylation. The transcript is spliced from 3 exons. NCBI's taxonomy places the organism in Eukaryota, Fungi, Ascomycota, Leotiomycetes, Helotiales, Sclerotiniaceae. The coding region runs from base 1 to 2079 and encodes 692 amino acids. Gene Ontology annotation, molecular function: ATP binding; tyrosine-tRNA ligase activity; RNA binding. Gene Ontology annotation, cellular component: mitochondrion; cytosol.
AUGGCAACCACUUCUCUCCUUCGAUAUUCGGCUCGGUCUGACCCUUAUGUUUGCGCAAGAUGCGCUUUCAGAGCCUCUCGAAAUUCAAAUAAAGCGUCGAGAAGAUGGAUUGGAAUGAAAUAUCUAGCGAAAGCGGCAGAUGCGCAAGUGGCGUGGGCCAAGAAUGCUGCGGAAAUCAAGACAGGGAAGAAGAAGAGCAUGCUUUCAAUUCUGGAGGAGCGAGGAUAUGUACAUCAGAUAACUGGUUCGAGAGACGAACUUGAUCGUGCGAUGACGGAAAACCGGCUUGGUGCGUAUGUGGGUGUAGAUCCUACGGCGCCUUCACUUCAUGUUGGCCAUUUACUACCUUUCAUGUCCCUGUUCUGGAUGUACAUACAUGGUUACCACACGGUUUCGUUGGUUGGAGGAGCUACUGCAAAAAUCGGCGACCCGACUGAUCGUUUGACGACACGAGAGAAAAUGAAGAGUACAACGAGGAAUGAAAAUAUAUUGAAGAUGCAUUAUCAAUUGAAAGGCAUAUGGUUGAACGUCGAGGCAUAUGGAAGAAAAUAUGGAUAUCAGUGGGAAUGGGCAUGGAGAAGAGGGCUGGUGAAUAACCAUCACUGGAUGAAUAAAUUGACAGUGAUGGAGUUUCUCCAAAUUCUUGGCCCAGGCAUGAGAAUAGGUGCGAUGAUUGCCAAGGAUACUGUCAAGAAUAAGAUGAAUAAUGGCGAUGGCAUGUCCUAUUCUGAGUUUUCAUAUCCUUUAUUGCAAUCGUGGGAUUGGUGGCAUAUGUACAAUACGAAAGGCAUAACAAUGCAGAUUGGUGGUUCUGAUCAGUACGGCAACAUUACAGCUGGCAUUGAUGCUGUCAAAUAUAUUUUAGCGAAUCAUCCUGAUCCUGUAGUAAAGGAACAACACCGAAAAGCGGUACCACCUCUCGGAUUUACAGUUCCUCUCUUAACCACAUCUUCAGGAGCCAAGUUUGGAAAAAGUGCUGGAAAUGCUCUUUGGCUAGACAAGGAUAUGAUGAGCUCGUUCGAUUUGUAUGCGUACUUUCUUCGCACAUCAGAUCAGGAUGUAGAAAGAUACCUUAAACUUUUCACAUUCAUGCCCAUUGAGCAAAUCAAUAAAAUAAUGGAGGAACACAUGCAGGAGCCUCAUACUCGAAAAGCUCAACAUGCAUUAGCACGAGAUUUUCUAGAGCUGAUUCAUGGACUUCCUGACGCCAAAGCGGCCGAGCUCAAACAUCGACUUCUUUUCAGCAAAUCUAGUACUUCGGCGAAUGCGGAGGAAUUGCAGCGUGAUUUGGAGAGCGUCGAAGGCACACUAACAUCUAGCGAAACAAAAACAGGCAAUAUCAACGCAUCCAACAGACCAAAAUCAGAUCUUAAACUACCACGUUCAUUUGUCAUGACUCGAAGUAUUGCAAGAAUUGUCGUCGCCGCUGGCCUGUGUGCCACAGCUUCCGAAGCUAAUCGUUUGUGCGGUGCCUCCGGACUUUAUGUUGGUGGAUCCAGGCCUUUGGGAUAUGUAGGCAAGGAUGAUGCUUUAGUUUUUACCCCGAUCAAAACAUGGAAAAACUCGGAUACUCAUCACUACAUCAUUGACGGUUCAAUGCUUGUUCUUCGCCGUGGAAAAUCUAACAUCCGAAUCAUCAAAAUCGUUCCAGAUGAAGAAUAUAUUGCAGAAGGUUUAUCAUUCCCUGGAAAUGAGGAUUGGAUUAAACAAAAGAUGCCUAAAAAGCUAAACGAAGAAGGCGAGAUAAUUGAGGAAGAGAAAAAUCCAAAUAUCCUCAGCACUGGGGUAGAUAUAUCAGACAGAGAAGAGAUUAGACGACUGAGAAGGGAAAGAUCGCAUGAGAAAUCACAGCAUAGAUGGCAAGACAGAGAGCCACGACGUCUUGAAAGAAUGCAGCUGCUUCAAGCUGAUCUGAAAGAGACAACCCAACUUUCGUCGGAAAAAAUUGAUCUGGAUAAGUUGGUCAAGAGGGUGAAGUCGGAUGUGUCGGUUGAUAAAGAUCGUUUGGUCAGGAAGAUAGAUUUCGACGAGCGUUCGAAAUGGGAAGAUUCCCAUGAGGAGGAUGAAUUUAAAAAUUAG